Closterium sp. Naga37s-1 is the source of this 2355-nucleotide messenger RNA. The record is from the annotation of a GenBank genome assembly. Lineage: Eukaryota; Viridiplantae; Streptophyta; Zygnematophyceae; Desmidiales; Closteriaceae.
AUGGCAGAUGCGAUGCGAGUGAAGAAUGUUGAGACGGUGGAAAUUGAUGGCCAUGAGAUUGACUCGUGGUACUUUUCCCCAUAUCCACCGCACCUAACCAACACGGGUCGUCUCUUCAUCUGUGAUGCCUGCCUCAAGUACUCCACCACUCCCACCGCCUACGAGCGACAUCUGGCCAAGUGUCAGCAGGUCAUCCCGCCAGGAGAGGAGGUUUACCGUGCCAGGCUCGUCCCUCCCGCCCCUACUGGCCCCACCGCUGCACUUCCUCCUGCCUGCGCAUGUGAGAGGGGCGAAGGCAUACAAGAGUGCAAACCGAUGGCCGAACGGGAAGGCGGGAGCGGUGGAGAUGGGCGUGGGGAAGGUUCAGAGGCAUGUGGAGGUGUGGUGGUUGCUGCUGGGGAGGGUGUUGCUGCUGGUAGUGCUCGGGUGGAUGGCAAUUUGGCUGCUUCGGCAGCUGCUGCUGCUGUCGCAGCUGCGGCAGCAGCAGGACAUGCAGCAGUCGUAGGUGUGGGGAUGGGAGGAGGGGGAAGAGGAGGGGAAGGAGGAGGGAGAAGGGAGGGGAGUGAGACAGGGACGGCAGCUACAGGGACGGAAACAGCUGCUGCAGCAGAAGCGUUUGCGGGGCUGCAAUUUAGAGUACCAGGGGGGGGCGUGGGAGUGGGAGGAGGGGACGAUGGAACUUCUGGUUCUGAUGCUGCUGCUGCCCCUGCUGCUACUGGUUCGGAUGCCAAGGAUGCUGACCUGGAAAGGGGCCCUGCUGACGUGGCUGGCAUGGGCAACAGUGUGUCUGCCAGGGAUGCUGACGUGGACAGGAAGGGCAGUGCGCGGAAACAGGAGGGAGAGGGAGGGAAGGGAGAGGGUGUGAAGGGAGAGGCUGGGAGGGAUGGAAGUGGGAAGGAAGGAAGUAGGAAGGGAGAAGGUGGGGUGGGAGAAGGUGGGGAGGGAAGUGAGGCCAAGGGUGAGGCGCAGGGGCAGGAGAGGGGGGGGUCAGUUGGAGGACGGAAGGAUGCAGAAAGCAAGGGGUUUGAUGCGGUUCAGACGGAUGCAGAGAGGCGGGGUGAUGGAGGAAGGGAAGAAGGAGGGGUUAGAAAGGCAGAGGAAGGAGGAGGAAAGGAAACCGGUGGCAGUGGUAGUGGUGGUGAUGGUGGCGGUGGAGGUGGCAGCGGCAUGCUGCAUGUGUUCAGGGUGGAUCCAGCUCAUGCAAAGCUGUACUGCCAGGUGAGUGAAGUGUGGGUGCGGUGCAGUGGGCAGGGAAGUUCACAAGGGGAAGAGAUGGUGGUGGAGAGGGAGGGGGCACAGGCUGCAUGUGUUCAGGGUCGAUCCAACCCAUCCAAAGCUUGUUGGUUGGUAGCAGUGGUGGAUGUUACAUGCUGCAUGGCCACGAGUGUCCCAUCAACCUCCUCUGCUGCUCCUUUCCCUUCACCACACCUUCUUACCCCUUGUCUGCAGUGCCUCUCCCUACUGGGCAAGCUCUUUCUGGAGCACAAGCCACGGGUGUACAUGUGCCUGUCCCUCCUGGGAAAGCUCUUUCUGGAGCACAAGCCGCGGGUGUACACCGUUGAGGGUCACACCUUCUACGUUCUCACAAGGGGUUCUGACACUUGGCACACUCUCAUUGGCUACUUUGCCAUUGAGUCUUCCCCUCCUGCCAGCCCACCACCCAAGCAUGACUCUCUAGCAGCUGGCACUGAGACGGUCGAUCCACACAGGCUCGAAGCAAAGGCAGAGGCGGCACCUAAUGCGGCUCAAAAGCUGGGUAGUUCACACAGGAUGGAAGUUGAGGCGACUCUUGAGGUAAUGCAGAAGCCGGCCGAACCACACAGGCGUGAAGCAGAGGAAAAAGCGACGCCUAAGGCUCCUCAAGGGCCAAGUGAUUCACACAGGCGGGAUGAGACGUGCACAGCAGCAGCCAACACAGCAGGGGACACAGGAGGAGGGUUGGCGGCGGCACAGCCAUUGCCACAUGAGGCACUUCACAGCUCGCCAUCGCCAUUGCCACCAUCGCCUUUGCCACCAUCGCCAACACCACCCGCGGAGGUGCACCUCUCCAGUGUCGUUGUGCUGCCUCCCUUCCAGCGACGGGGGUUUGGCCGAUGGCUCCUCUCAGUCGCCUAUGACAUGACAGCAGCCCGUCAGCAGCUUCUGGUGCCCAAGCCCCCCCUCUCUGACCUGGGCACUGUGGCCUUCAGAAGCUACUGGCGCUGGCAGCUGCUGCGCUCUCUGAAGAAGCUUCAAGGAAACUGCAGCAUUGAUCGCACAUCCCUCCAUGCCUGCUGUCUGAUACAACUGUUGAGACACGCCAAAGAAUGCACUGCACACCGCAUCCCCGCUGUCUCACAGUCACACUCCAACUGA